Messenger RNA from Exophiala oligosperma, 2217 nucleotides. RefSeq lists its product as uncharacterized. The coding region runs from base 103 to 2217 and encodes 704 amino acids. NCBI's taxonomy places the organism in Eukaryota, Fungi, Ascomycota, Eurotiomycetes, Chaetothyriales, Herpotrichiellaceae. Gene Ontology annotation, molecular function: DNA-binding transcription factor activity, RNA polymerase II-specific; zinc ion binding; DNA binding. Gene Ontology annotation, biological process: regulation of DNA-templated transcription; DNA-templated transcription. The record is from RefSeq and is a predicted model, not a curated record. The transcript is spliced from 4 exons.
CGCUGAGUAAUGACUACAUGUGUAGCAUCCCAGAUACGCCACAGAGUGUAGACUGCUCAGUUGUCACGCCUACAUGUACCUCAGACUGCUAACGUUAUAAGUAUGCCAGAUCCGGUGUCAUGUCAAUCCUGCAGAACCAAGAAGUUAAAGGUGAUCACCAAUCAAAACGUUGUUCACAAAAAUAAAUUGACUGUGUUUGAGUGCAAUCGUGUUCAGCCAUGCUCGAACUGCUCGGCCAGGGGCAUCUCUUGCCAUUUCUUGGUCCCUCCAUGGAACAAUCCAGACAAGAAUUCCAAUCUUACCACCCUGAGCAAUACACCAUUACUUGACCGGAUCGAGAAGCUGGAGGCUCAACUGCUUCAGCAUGAACUUGAGGCGAGAUAUAGUUCAGGCGAUUAUCAUCUUGAUAAGCGGCAGAUGUUCACACCUGAGCGCGGUACGCCUUCGAGCGUGCACCAAUUGAGAGACGCUGAACUACGGUUACUUGAGAAUGUAGCGACGAGGGAGGAUUCAGUGCUCCACAUGCUAUCGAAUGAGCUAUCUUUCAGAAUCAGAAGCGUCCCCGACAUUCUCAAGCCGACCCAAGUAUCUGGGUAUGAUCAGCGGAACGAGAGAAUCAUCACCUUCCCCGACUACAAAACUGCAGCUAUGCUCUUCCAAUAUCACGAGGCUGCUGGGGACUUAUUUGUUCGCAUUCUUCACAUUCCAACAAUGCGCUCACUCAUGAAGACCCUCUAUCUCAAGCUCCAACAGGGCGAUCCCAUUCCUAUAGGACAAGCCGCUCUCCUACUCUCCAUUCUUGCUUUGGCCGCUUUUUUCUACGAGCCUCCAGACGGCCCACAGCCGUCUACCAAUACUCAGGACUUCCUUCAGCUCUCCAAAGUCUUUAGCAAAGGUGCUCUGGAUAUCCUCGACUAUUCGCGGCGAAAUACUUCAGGAACCUUGGAGGACGUUCAAGCUUACAUUUUUAUGACGGUGGUGACCAUUCAUCUAGAUGGCUUUUCGGCCAGAGGUCGUUUCUUGGCGACAUCUGCCGCCACAAUGGCUAGGGAUCUCGGCCUCCAUCGAUUGGACGCGGAUUGGGGAUCUUCAUCGAGCAAAGAAACUAGUAUUCGCGAUCUAAUUGACCGCGAGGUGAAGCGGAGAGUAUUUUGGUUUAUAACCUCAACAGAUUGGCUAUGGUCGACUGUUUCGGGUCCCCAAGAGGGCACAUAUUUCACUCACCCUAAUCAUAUCAAUGUCAAGCUUCCCAAAGACUGUGACGACGACGAGGUGGUGCUAGGAGAAAGCACUAGCCCGACAUCGGAAACGCGCCCGACCGGUAUGACAUACAUGCUCGAAAGGAUCCGUCUGGCCCAUUUGUGUCGCGAGUUGGCUGAUAGCGUGCCCCUGGAUUCGUCCAAACUUGAGGCAAUGCCCUAUGAGCAAGUCAUAAACCUAGACAAGAAGUUGGUCCAUUUCAUUUCGACCCUGCCAUUCUUCUUCAGAAUCGACGCAGACUGUCGCCAUCGUGCGAAAACCCUCGAGACUUUAUAUCCCAACAUCCCUAUCCUGCGUUACUGUAUCACAAGAGCAGCCCAUAGCAGAAGAUGCAAGCUUCAUCACCGGUUUCUAGUCCGACAAUCUUCCGAUGUUCGGUAUGCGUAUUCUCGACAAGCAUGUCUUGAAUCAGCGCGGGCAGUCAUCCAGUCUCACAGAUAUCUUGCGGAGGAUGGCAUGCCUUGGAUCAAGGCGGCACGCAUGGGGAUAGCUGUACACUAUGUGCAUCUUGCUCUAGUCGUGCUCGUAAUGGACUUGUGCUUCAAUCGAGAUCAAGUCGAUGAGCAAGAGAUACGAGCCGAGGUCAAAGCGACUUUACAAAUGUUUGAGGAUGCAAAGCACGUCUCUCCAUUACUCGGUCGCUUUCUAAAGUCCAUAUGUGGCGUAACAUCAAAGCAUAAGGUAUAUCCGCAGGAGGAAUGUGGUACAACUUCAUCAUCGAACGAAACCCUGCGCAAUCCUACUUACGACGGGGGGAACUUGAACCCCCUGGGUGAUGACGGAUUACUGCCAACGAGUCAACUUGACCUCAGUAGAGCCGACACCGACGGCACAGGUCUAGAGUUUCCUCCCUCCUUUGAUGAGUUUUGGGAUAGUACUAUGCAUCAAGGCGGACCGGAUUUUGAUCUGUCUGCCUGGAGCAAUCUGUUCUCAUCUCUCGACUCGCAGAUGCUUUGA